Lampris incognitus (smalleye Pacific opah) is the source of this 3090-nucleotide messenger RNA. RefSeq names its product eph receptor A8 (gene epha8). The record is from RefSeq and is a predicted model, not a curated record. Lineage: Eukaryota; Metazoa; Chordata; Actinopteri; Lampriformes; Lampridae. Gene Ontology annotation, cellular component: neuron projection; plasma membrane. Gene Ontology annotation, molecular function: ATP binding; protein binding; transmembrane-ephrin receptor activity. Gene Ontology annotation, biological process: protein phosphorylation; cell surface receptor protein tyrosine kinase signaling pathway; axon guidance. The transcript is spliced from 20 exons. Bases 1 to 3090 code for a protein of 1029 amino acids.
AUGGCUUCAGAUCCAGGGUUCGCUGUGAUGCUGCUAUGGACUAUAUCACUACAAGCACUGGGCACCAGAGGAACUAAUAGCAAUGAGGUGAACUUGCUGGACACAACAACGAUCACAGGAGACUGGGGCUGGCUAACAUAUCCGUCUCACGGGUGGGAUGCCAUUAACGAGAUGGACGAGUACUUCAGUCCAAUCCACACAUACCAGGUCUGUAAUGUCAUGAGCCCCAGUCAGAACAAUUGGCUGAGGACUGGGUGGAUCCCUCGUGAUGGAGCCAGAAGGAUCUACAUCGAGGUCAAGUUCACUCUGAGAGACUGCAACAGCAUGCCUGGAGUACUGGGCACCUGCAAGGAAACCUUCAACCUCUACUACUAUGAAUCUGACAGAGCGGUGGGCUCGGCCAUCAGAGAGAACCAGUUCAUCAAGAUUGACACCAUUGCUGCUGAUGAGAGCUUCACAGGGGUGGAUCUGGGGGUCCGCAGAUUGAAACUCAACACUGAGGUGCGAGGGGUGGGCCCCUUGAGCCGGCGAGGGUUUUACCUGGCCUUCCAGGACAUCGGAGCGUGCAUUGCCCUGACCUCAGUCAGGGUGUACUAUAAGCGCUGCGUGGGCGUGAGCCGCAACCUGGCAGUCUUUACAGAUGUGGUGACCGGCGCCGACUCCUCCUCCCUAGUGGAGGUCAGGGGUCAGUGUGUGGACCAUGCCGAGGAGAGGGACACGCCCAAGAUGUACUGCAGCGCCGAGGGCGAGUGGCUGGUGCCAAUCGGGAGAUGUGUGUGCUCUGCUGGAUUUGAAGAGCACAGAGAUUCCUGCGUGGCCUGCGAGGUGGGUUUCUACAAACCAGUGGCGGGGGACGGACUGUGUGGCAAAUGUCCUCAACACAGCCACUCGGAGACCAGAGCAGCCCUGUUCUGCCCCUGUGACACCAACUAUUACCGGUCCACCGAUGACACUCCAGCUUCCCCAUGCACUCGUCCUCCAUCUGCUCCAUUAAACGUGAUAUCUUCAGUCAAUGGGACUUCGGUAAAUCUGGAGUGGGGUCGCCCGCUGGAUACGGGCGGUCGCAGCGACCUUCAGUAUAAUGUGUUGUGUCAGAAAUGUUUUGGGGAGGGAGGGCCCUGUGAAGAGUGCAACUCCUUUCCAGGAGGGACUGGGAGUGGAGCGAAGGGGAGUGCAGGGGCCAGCGUGGGGACCGCGGGUGGCGGGACUGUAGAGCGCUCUGGUGCGGCAGCUGUCCGUUAUAUCCCCCGCCAGAGCGGACUGAAGGAUCCCUGGGUGACAGUGCUUAACCUGGUGGCCCACGCCAACUACACAUUUCGUAUCUUGGCCAUGAAUGCAGUGACGCACCUGAGCAACGAACCUCCACUUUACGCCUCAGUCAACAUCACCACAAACCAGGCAGCCCCUUCUGAAGUGUUAGCAAUUCGCCAGGAGAACGCCAGUCAGAACAGUGUGACUCUGCUGUGGCAUGAGCCUGACCAGCCUAAUGGAGUGAUCCUGGAGUAUGACAUCAAAUAUCAUGAGAAGGACAAUGCAGAGCAGAGCUUCUCCACUUUGAAGUCUAAAGGUACCAGCGCUCAUGUAUCAGGGCUGAAGCCGGGCACCAAGUACAUCUUCCAGGUCCGAGCUAGAACUUCAGCAGGCUGUGGACGCUUCAGUCAGAAUGUGGAAAUUCAAACUGGGGAAGCAGCUCCUCUGCGCUACAACACAAUGACCAUCAUCUGGAUCUGCAUGGCCCUGGUGUCUAGCCUGGUCACCUUUCUGGCCAUCAUCAUCUGCAGGAAACGGCAAGGCUACACUUUACCACACUACCCAUCGCUGCUACACUGUGGUUACAGCAAGGCCUUCCAGGACUCAGAUGAGGAGAAGAUGCAUUACCAAAAUGGCCAUGUGUCAUUCCCAGACGCAAGGUUCUAUAUUGACCCACACACGUAUGAAGACCCCUGCCAGGCAGUCCACGAGUUUGCCAGAGAAAUUGAAGCUUCCAGGAUCAAAAUAGAGAAAAUCAUUGGUUCAGGGGAGUUUGGGGAGGUGUGUUAUGGGCGCAUGCGGCUGCCAGGGAAGAGAGACAUCCCAGUGGCCCUGAAGACCCUGAAGGCAGGAUACACCGAAAAGCAAAAGAGGGACUUCCUAGCUGAGGCAUCAAUCAUGGCCCAGUUUGACCACCCGAACAUCAUCCGCUUGGAGGGAGUGGUGACACAUAGUAAACCAGUGAUGAUUAUCACAGAGUACAUGGAGAAUGGCUCUCUGGACUCUUUCCUCAGGAGACACGAUGGCCAGUUUACCGUCAUCCAGCUGGUUGGCUUACUGCGUGGCAUUGCAGCCGGCAUGACCUAUCUGGCAGACUUGGGCUACAUCCACAGGGACCUGGCAGCCCGUAACAUCCUGGUCAAUAGUAAUCUGGUGUGUAAGGUGUCAGACUUUGGCCUGUCUCGAGUCUUAGAGGAUGAUCCUGACGCAGCAUACACCACCAGUGGUGGGAAGAUACCCAUUCGCUGGACUGCCCCGGAGGCCAUUGCAUACAGGAAAUUCUCCUCCUCCAGUGAUGUCUGGAGCUAUGGCGUGGUUAUGUGGGAGGUGAUGUCAUAUGGAGAACGACCAUACUGGAACCUCACCAACAGAGAUGUUAUCAAAUCAGUGGAGGAGGGAUACAGGCUGCCUGCCCCCAUGAGCUGUCCUGGGGCUCUGCACUCACUCAUGCUUGACUGCUGGCAGAAGGAUCGCAAUGAGAGGCCGCGCUUCUGCCAAAUAGUCACCGUUCUUGACAAGCUAAUCCGCAAUCCAGAGAACCUGAAGUCCAUGGAUACGCUCUGCAGGUUAAACAGUCCACCUCUGAUGGAGAGAGCUACCCCAGACUUCAGUAGCUGUAACUCCGUAGAUGACUGGCUGGACACGAUAAAGAUGGGUCGCUACAAGGACCACUUUGCUGCUGGGGGUUACCAUACUCUGGGACACGUCAUAAGCAUGAACCAAGGGGACAUCCAGAGGCUUGGGGUGACACUGAUGGGCCACCAGAAGAAGAUUAUGACAAGUGUCCAGCUAAUGAGGGCACAGGUACUCAACAACAGUGUGCCAUCAGUGCACGUAUAA